UGCGUGCGUGCACGUUCGUGUGCGAAUGCACGACCCACGCGUGCACGUUCCAAAGCUGGUUCGACUUCGUUCAGUGCGAUUCGAAGCGGUCUACCGAGAGAAACCGCGUGAAAAUGAGACUCGUUCUUCCUUUCGUAUUGCUUCUUCUUGUAGCGUGCGCGUGUUGCGGCGGCGCCGACAACGAGAUCGAGACCAACGAGAUCGAGCACGACGAAUCGAUCCUAAGCGAGACGCAACACGUGCGUAAUGUCACGCUCGCCGAUAUCUUCGAGAACGCGAUCCAAGCCUAUCUUGAGGACAACUGGGACGAAUGUGUCGCGGGAUUUACCGAAGCUCUGCACGGAUAUAAAACGUACAAACGUUUGACGACGAUUUGUCGGCGAAAGUGCAAAGCGGAAGCCGCGGGUUCCUCGCCGAUUUUUGCCGAAGACAUUGAGGAUUUGCAUUUUUAUGAGAGAAAAGUGAGAGAGACGCUUUGCUUGCUGAAAUGCAAUCAGGAUUAUCGAGAAAUCGCAGGUGCGGGAGCGUUCAAACGGCUCCCGCAAGCUACGGAGAGAAAAUUUAUCGACUUUACGGUUUACGAAUAUCUUCAUGUCUGCUACUCUCAGAAAGAAAAAUAUCAAGAUGCGGCGAACGCUGCUUUUACCUUUCUGUCCAAACAUCCCGAUCAUGAGAUAACCAAGAAAAGUCUUAGAUUCUAUCUCGAUCAGCCUGGCGUGGCUGUUGAAAAAGUCGUGAAUUUGGAAGCAGCCCCGUUUGUGCAAAUGUACUUCCGGGGAGUCAGAGCGUACGAAGAUGAGAAUUACUCGGAGGCUGUGGCCGAGUUCGAGAACUCCCUCGAAUCUUACAUGGAAUCCGAGGAAGAAUGCAGGAUUUAUUGCGAGGGGCCCUUUGAUCAAGGAUGGCACCUCGACUUCACUUCUUCCGUAGCAAAUCAUUUUACAUUUUGUCUGAAAUGCAAACGUGGAUGCUCGCUCAAACUGAACAACGUGAACGGCAACUUCCAAAGCGAUUUGCUUAGAAGCCACUACAAUUAUCUGCAAUUUGCUUAUUACAAACUGGGAAAUUUGAAAGCAGCCUGCUCGGCGGUCGCGAGUUAUUUGUUGUUUGUACCUGCCGACGAGACGAUGCUUUACAAUAAAGAUUAUUAUAGCACUCAACCGAAAGUAGAAGAAGAAUACUUUACGCCAAGAGAGGAGGCGCUCUCUUAUGUGAAACGGCAGGAGUACGAGCUAAGGCUGCUGUAUUACAUAUCACAGGAAUUCACGGCAAUCGAUGCCAGAUUCACCGCGUUCACCCAAAAAAUUAAUAAUGCAAAAAAAUUGAAAAUAGAAUUGGGAAAGGAAUCUUUCUCGAAAUCGACUUUGCAUCCGCCUCCGGGUCACUCGCCAUCCGCGCAGAUGCAAUUUCUGGACAAUUUGUUGUCGUUUCGGUACGAGAAGAAAAUUGAGAUACCAAGGGUCACAGAGCGACCAAAAAAUGUCACGAACGAUGCGCGAUUGAUAAUGGGAGAACGAGAGCUCGGCGAGAUAAAUCGUUAUGCGGCCGACGGUUUUCUCAAUUCCACCGAAUGCGAUUUGUUGAUGCAACUCGCUCAGAUUGCCGUGGAAGGCGAUGGUUAUGAAGAAAACAAGAGCCCACAUUCGUCUUACGAACGUUUCGAAGGCGUGACUGUUGGCCGAAUGGCUUUGAUGGUGUACUUCGGUCUGAUAGAACCGGAACUGUUGAAUCUGUUCUUGCAACGCACGGAAUCAAUUCGCGAUCACGUGGAAAGGUAUUUCGAGCUUGAUCGACCGCUGUAUUUCACCUACACCCAUUUGGUCUGCCGAACGGCUUUACCCGAUUCGCCAGCAAAUAGAACGGAUCUGAGUCACGAGAUUCACGCUGAUAACUGUGUGAUAAAAACCGAAGGUUUCUGCGUAAAAGAAUAUCCCGCUUACACGUGGCGGGACUAUUCGGCAAUUUUGUAUCUGAACGAUGAUUUUCACGGUGGUGAGUUCUUCUUCGUCGACGAUCGGCGGGAGAGACGCCGCGUUCGGGGCACCGUUCGGCCUAAGUGUGGACGUGUGGUGGCUUUCUCGGCGGGCGGUGAGAAUCUUCAUGGUGUUCAAGGCGUGCGCAGCGGCAGAAGGUGCGCCGCGGCAUUGUGGUUUACGCAGGACGAAAAAUAUCUGGAAUACGAAAGAGUGGUGGCAAACACGAUUCUGAAGAGAGUUCGCACAUUAGGCGCGAUACAGCGUGAAAAUAUCCGCAUACCUAUCAGAUAUGAAGACAUGUUGAUCGAGUGUUUCAAGGAAGAUGAAACGUUGAGGCACAUACUGCAGGAAUUCACAUAAGAACGCAUCCGGAAGUAGUACUGCGUGUAUGUACCCAGCAAACAAUUUCUGUUUUUGACAAUUUCGGCGCAGACCUUGGUAACAGAAAUUGUUUGCAGAAAUGCUACAAUACGGAAACACCGCCAAAAUUGUUAGCACACAGAAAGAAAAAACGCAACAACUCUGUUGACAAAUACAUGAGAGUAUUGCAGCCAAAACGA
This is a messenger RNA of Pseudomyrmex gracilis, 2536 nucleotides long. RefSeq names its product prolyl 3-hydroxylase 1-like. Gene Ontology annotation, biological process: collagen metabolic process. NCBI's taxonomy places the organism in Eukaryota, Metazoa, Arthropoda, Insecta, Hymenoptera, Formicidae. Gene Ontology annotation, molecular function: protein binding; iron ion binding; oxidoreductase activity, acting on paired donors, with incorporation or reduction of molecular oxygen. The coding region runs from base 114 to 2336 and encodes 740 amino acids. The transcript has 11 exons. The record is from RefSeq and is a predicted model, not a curated record.